GAAAAAAGGAAAAUUAUAUGUUUCAAAAAAAGGCUUUAAAUCUCUCGAUAAAAGGCACUCUCUCAUCUGUAAGACACAUUGAAAAGCCCCCGAUCUAACCCAGAAGAAGAUUUAGCGAGAAAGUCUCGGAUGGAGGAAGAAGAAGAAGAAAUCUCCUGGGAUGUUACAAUCGUGUUCUGGAACUUGGAGGACUACCCAAUCCCUGAGGGUGCGGAUCUCGGUUGUAUUCAUGGUAAUAUCGUAUCAGCUCUUUAUCGAAUGGGCUUCGAUGGGACUAUGGUAAUCCGGGCGUAUGGUGACCCAGGGAACCACGACGUGGAUGCCUUGCGUAAUGCCGGAAUCAUCUACUUCCCAGAAAGUGAACACCUAAACUCAAUCAGGCUGAACGACGACCGAGAAUGGGGUGACAAUUCGGCUGUUUUCAAGAUGCCCCUGGAUAUGAUUAGCUGGGUAACCAUGAGUGGUCGUGAACCACCAAAUCCAAAUUUAGUGGUGAUCGCAAAGCGAAACCCAGAAGCUGAGUGGCACAGGGUUCUUGAGUGUUUGCAAUCGAGAGACCACCCUGUUGUCGCAUUAGAGCCGCCUGAUUUCAAUUGCGUGGAAUCACUAGUUCAAUGUAGACGAGAUUUUGGUGGAAGCAAAAGUCUAGGUGCCCAAUCCAAGUUUUUAGAUUUCUCCGAGCGCGUCGAAGGGGCUAAUUUAGCCGUCUUCUGGGACUUGGAGGAUUGCCCGUUCCCUCAUGGUUCCGAUCCUGACGAGAUUUACGGCAGAAUCGACGAAGCUGUUCGUGCAAGGGGCGUGCACGGUACAGGUGAGAUAUCAGUCUGGGCUUAUGUUGAUGAGAAGAAGUGGUCUUCCUAUGACAAGGCGUGGGGUUCCAGAAUCUACUUUCUUCCCGGAGGGGCCUCGAGGCGUAACAGAAUGUUCAAUGACAUUCUUUUAUGGGCAAUGGACACUCCUCUGAACGGGGUUUACUCAGCAAUUGUGACGCUAGUCUCAAAUCAAUUCGGAGAGGACACCUACUUGUACUAUAGGCUCCGAGGGUUGAGUGACGGCUGUUACGGGGUUCUCUUAGUAACUCCGACUCCGGACUUGAACAAACCAGAUAGCCUUGAAUGGCCAGACUUGCUAAUAGAUGAAGCGUACGUUUUUCCUACCCUCAUCGAAAAGCAAGCGCUUAGAAAGGAUUCGCACCAAAAAACAACACCAGUCCUCUGGAACUUGGAGGACUACCCAAUCCUUAUCCCUGAUCGUGCCCGUCUUCAUUCUAUUUUUUGUAAGAUCCAAAUGGCUCUUGAGAGAAUGAAAUUUCGUGAGAAUACGGAAUUCUGGGGGUAUGGUGAGUUGCAGGAGGCCGGAAUCGCGACUGAGUUCGCUCACUACUUUCCAGAAACUUCGGGAAUGCCUCGGGAUAUGAUUGCUUGCGCAGCAUCGAGUCCUUCAAAAACUUUAGUGGUAAUCGCAAAACAAGGCCCUGAAAAGGAGUGGCACAGGGUUCUUCAGUGUUUGCAGUCGAGAAAUCACACUGUUCUCCUACUAGAGCCGCCUGAUGACACCGCGUUUGAGGAUGUAGAAUCACUAAUUCAAUGUACGCAAGCUUUCGGUGGAGGAAAGCCUACAAGAAAAGCUCCUUCAAGCUUUUAUUGUGAUGCACCAAGUUUUUACUGUGAUGCAUAUUAUGAGGAUUAUUGUGAUGCUGAUGAGGAGCAUCGGCCAAGUUUUUGUUGUGACGUGGAUAAUGAUAAUGCGGAGGAUGCUACACCCCAAUUCCCUCCUCGAACCAUGGGCGAAGAUCUCUCCAAGAUCCGAGAUUUCUCCGGUCCUAUCACUCCCGGGGAUAAUGUGGCCGUAGCUGUCUUCUGGGACGUCGUGGAUCGCCCAUUCCUUCGUCAUUGUUCCGAUCCUGAUGAGAUCUAUCGCAGAAUUGAGGAAGCUCUUGACUUUGGUCGUGAUUCGAUGGCAAUCUGGGUUUAUGUUGAUGAGCAUAACGGGUCUUGGAGUGGUGAGUAUCUGCGUAACAAGACGUGGGAAACAAGAAUCUACUUUCUUCCCGGUGGGGUCUCGAGACGUAAUAGAAUGUUAAAUGACAUUCUUCUAUGGGAUAUGGACUAUUCUGUGGCCCAUCCUUAUCCUUAUCCAGCACAUGUGUUCUUAGUCUCAGAUCAAGUCACAGAGGCUACAAGUUUAUUGAGAGUUGACAUCAUCUGCACUGAAACGCUGCUUUACGGAGCUUGAUUAUGAAGAAGCCAAAGGAAGAGACAAACUCUUAGAGAUAUUCAACUCUGUCUAUUAAUUUUAAUAUUUCUUGUUUUUUAUACCUUCGUUCUUUAGCAUGUGGUUGCUUACUUCUAUUGUUGUUGAUGUUUUUUUUUAUCCUGGAGUUUUCAUUCGAGCAAAGUACUACUGUAGAGUAUGUGUCAAUGUGGG
Molecule: messenger RNA, 2427 nt
Organism: Thlaspi arvense
Lineage: Eukaryota; Viridiplantae; Streptophyta; Magnoliopsida; Brassicales; Brassicaceae
Source: the annotation of a GenBank genome assembly